Molecule: messenger RNA, 2072 nt
Organism: Vicia villosa (hairy vetch)
Lineage: Eukaryota; Viridiplantae; Streptophyta; Magnoliopsida; Fabales; Fabaceae
Product: protein ALP1-like
Exons: 1
Coding region: 173-1780 (535 amino acids)
Source: RefSeq, a predicted model, not a curated record
UUUUCUCCAAAUUUUCAACUCCGCGUUCACACCUCACCUUGCGUUCACACACAUAAACCUUACCUUAAAAAACAUCUUCAAAAUUCAACCAACACACAAACAAUUUUUUGUGUCUUCUCAACUCUCUCUUGUUCCCAACACAAUCUAUAGAUAACGGUUUCAAUCUUCUCUUAUGAAACUCCCAACUUUCGCAGACCCUGAAUCACUCUCUCACGUUUACAAUUUACUUCAAAAUUCGUUUUAUCAAAUGAAUAAUCCGAACAAUAACAGUGGUAGCUCCACAAAUAUCAGAAAAAGACGCAGAAAAAAUGAACAUGGUGGUGGUGAUGAUGGUGAUGAAGAAGAUGAUAAAGGUUCAGUUUCAAUCAACAAUGGAGAAAACAAGAAGAAGAAAGAAGAGUUGAAAGGAAUUCUCACAUCAAUUCUCUUACUCGACGAGCAAGAGAAACAAGAGGUUGACAACAGCAGAAGAGUUUCCGAGGACGAGAAAUUCUCGUUAGAGACGAAUCAUAAGAAGAAAACCAAAGCUAUGUCUGAGUAUUUCUCAAAUCUCGAUGAUUGCUUUACCCAGGUGGAAGAAUCGGAGAGAGUCAAGAGGAAGAAUUCGCGAAACAUGUCGAAUUCUGUGGCUAUUGCUGCUGCAUGUAGUGAGAGUUUCGAAGAAGAGAGUGGCGAACGUGGUAAUGAAACAAACGGUUCGAAAUCGGGUGGCUCGCAGAGAAGGCUUUGGGUGAAGGAUCGGUCGAAGGCAUGGUGGGAUGAAUGUAACAAGGAUGAUUUUCCUGAAGAUGAGUUUAAGAAAGCCUUCAGAAUGGGAAAAUCGACUUUUGAUUUGAUCUGCGAAGAAUUGAAUUCUGCGAUUGUGAAGGAAGACACAACAUUGAGGAAUGCUAUUCCGGUUAGACAAAGGGUUGCUGUUUGUCUAUGGAGAUUAGCAACAGGUGAUCCUCUUCGAAUUGUGUCGAAGCGAUUCGGUUUAGGUAUAUCCACUUGUCAUAAACUUGUUCUUGAAGUUUGUACUGCUAUUAAAACUGUUCUUAUGCCUAAGUAUCUGCAAUGGCCUAAUGAGGCUUCUUUGCGAAAAAUUAAGACUGAAUUCGAGGGAAUUUCGGGGAUUCCGAAUGUUGUAGGAUCGAUGUAUACAUCACAUGUUCCUAUCAUAGCUCCUAAGAUUAGUGUUGCUGCUUAUUUUAACAAGAGACAUACUGAGAGGAAUCAGAAAACUUCGUAUUCGAUUACCGUUCAAGGCGUUGUUGAUACGAACGGUGUGUUCACCGAUGUUUGUAUCGGUUGGCCUGGUUCAAUGCCUGAUGAUCAAGUAUUGGAAAAAUCAGCACUUUUUCAAAGGGCUAACAAUGGAGGACUUCUGAAAGGAAAUUGGAUUGUUGGAAGUUCAGGCUAUCCUCUAAUGGAUUGGAUUUUGGUGCCUUAUACUCAGCAGAAUCUCACUUGGACACAACAUGGUUUCAACGAGAAAAUCGGCGAGAUACAGAAAGUUUCUAAAGACGCGUUCGCUAGAUUGAAAGGUAGGUGGAGUUGUUUACAGAAAAGGACUGAAGUUAAGCUGCAAGACUUGCCUGUUGUGCUUGGUGCCUGUUGUGUUUUGCAUAAUAUCUGUGAAAUGAAAGGCGAGACGAUGGAUCCAGAACUUAAUGUCGAUGUUGUUGACGAUGAAAUGGUUCCGGAAGUUGGUAUGAGAUCGGUUAAUUCUUUCAAAGCUAGAGAUGCUAUUGCUCAUAAUCUUCUGCAUCAUGGUUUAGCAGGAACUUCAUUUCUUUAAACUUUAUAGUUUGUUUAAUUUCUUGGACUUUGAUCAUUGUUAUGUUUCUUUGAGAACAUUGAUACUUUUUUUUUUCUUGUUUAUUUACAUAAAGUUGAAAUUAUUCAUAUCAUAAUUUGUUGAAGUGGCUUUGUAUAAGGUAAGAUAUUGUAUUAGGCCCUUUCACAAAUAUGUAUGAUAAAGUUUACAUAUGGUUAGAACUUAGAACCAGAUAUGUAACUCAUUUUAUAUACAUUUUCAUAGCAGAAUAAGAGGUUAGUUAAUGAAAUUAGUACAAUAUUAUUUUGUUUCA